This is a messenger RNA of Ochlerotatus camptorhynchus, 1250 nucleotides long. RefSeq names its product mitochondrial thiamine pyrophosphate carrier-like. The transcript is spliced from 2 exons. The coding region runs from base 182 to 1123 and encodes 313 amino acids. The record is from RefSeq and is a predicted model, not a curated record. NCBI's taxonomy places the organism in Eukaryota, Metazoa, Arthropoda, Insecta, Diptera, Culicidae. Gene Ontology annotation, biological process: transmembrane transport.
UUUUAUGACUAAAAUGUUAUUUCAAUUUUCAGACGAAACUACAUCAACAUAAAAUGUCUAUAAGCUAAUGGGAUGUGACCCGCAUUCGAUGGUAAAAUACCACGAUCGUGGUGAUGUAACAACCCAAGGUCAGACAAAUUAAAACACAGUGAAAGUAUAUAUAAAUAAGUAGACGCUCGACAUGGACCGUCCCAAAGAUGACCGAGCAAACUACACCGCCUUGGCCGGCGGAUUAACGGGAUGCAUUACGCGCUUCAUUUGUCAGCCGCUCGAUGUGCUGAAAAUACGUCUUCAGCUGCAAGUAGAACCAAUCAAUGGCCGCUCGGAGAUAUCCAAGUAUCGUUCGAUUGCCCAAUCAGUUAGCUGCAUUUACCGCGAAGAAGGGUUAUUUGCUUUCUGGAAAGGCCACAACCCAGCGCAGGUCCUCUCACUGGUGUACGGAAUAGCACAAUUUUCAUUCUACGAAAGAUUCAACGUUGUCUUGCGUGAGCUCGAAUCAUUUGAGGGUCACGACCGGGCGAGAAAUUUCGUUUGUGGUGCCUGUAGUGGAUCCUUUGCGGCACUCACUAUUAUGCCAUUGGAUGUAAUACGAACACGGGUGAUAUCACAGGACCCCGGCAAAGGAUACAGCAAUGUAUUUCAAGCAUUCGGAACCAUCUAUCGGGUAGAAGGUAUCAGGGGAUUGUAUAGAGGAGUGGGUCCGGCACUGUUACAGAUCGCCCCGCUAACCGGUGGGCAGUUUAUGUUCUAUAAUAUGUUUGGCAAUGUGAUCAAACAAUUCGAACGACUUCCCGAGAAUGCAACGCUACCACCUACGGAGCUUUUUUUCUGCGGAGGACUGGCCGGUCUGUGCACGAAACUGUUGGUGUAUCCGUUGGACCUGGCAAAGAAACGACUGCAGAUACAGGGAUUCUCGCAAAACCGACAGACGUUCGGCAAGCACUUUGUGGCCAACCAUAUGCUCCAGUGCCUUUACCAGGUGUGUCGACACGAAGGUGUGCGCGGCCUGUACAAGGGACUGAACCCAUCGCUUCUGAAAGCUGCCUUCACGUCGGCAUUUUACUUUGCAAUUUACGAUCAAUUGCUAAUACUGUUCAACAAAGACAUUCGAAAGUCCAACUAGCUACCACUGUUACAUUCACUAAAUGUUGUGAAUGCUUGAUAAAUAUGCCACAGAUUUAUUUUAUGUUUGAAUUGUGUGUCUAGUUAGGAAUACCACUCAGGAUAUUUAAAUAAAUACGCGCAACUAU